This is a messenger RNA of Pelodiscus sinensis (Chinese soft-shelled turtle), 2238 nucleotides long. NCBI's taxonomy places the organism in Eukaryota, Metazoa, Chordata, Testudines, Trionychidae. The record is from RefSeq and is a predicted model, not a curated record.
UCAUGAUACCAUUUACGUGUUUUGUUAGUCUUUAAAGUGCUACCAGACUAUUUGUUGUUUUUUAAGUUUGUCCAUAUAAUGUACUUUCUAGAGCUGUCAAUUGACCUGAGUUAACACCUGUGAUUAAAGCAGGACAGGAUUAACAGAUUACAUUUUUUAAUGUGUUAACUGCAGGUGUUAAUGCUGGGCUGCUGUCCCUUUCAUGAGCAGAGCUAGGGAUCAGCUGGGAACUCCAGCUGAUUGCAACAGUAGAGCUAGGGAUGUCCCUUUGAAGUGCCACUCUGGUGCUGGGGACUCCAGCUUAUCCCGGGCUCCAUGCAGCGCUGCCCCAUUGAAAUGCUGUUGUGGCAUUUCAAAGGGUAGGCACAUGCAAUUAAUCGUGAUUAAUUUUUUUAAUCACUUGACAGCCCUAGUACUUCCCACAGCACAAUAUUUACAGAUCAACAGUAAUUCUGGUAGGCAUCUGAGUGGUAUAGUAACACCAAUUUUUUAAUGGUGUAAUAUUAUUGUCCUAUGUAUACCAAGUGUCAAAACAGUAGACCUAACGAGCCGUUCUAUGAACUUCUACUAGAAAUCCUAGACUCAUUCAAUACUUUUCUUCCUUUUCUUCCUCACUGUUCAUUCUGAGAGAAACUAUUUUACAUAAGUCUGUUCUCAUACUUUUUAAUUUUUUCUAAACUGGGCCUUGGAUGGAAAAUUGGAAAAAAUCCUUCACUCUGAAAAUAUCUGAGGUGAUUAAAGGGAUUUCGAUAAGUAGUUUUUGUAACAUCUUUUUGAAUAACAAGGCAUUUUGUAAGUUUAAUUUAGCACUGUUCUUGACCUUAUUUCUAAAGGUCCAUUUGUGCAUCCCUCAUGUUAAAAUACAUGACUCUUAUUGAUUGCUUGGAGGAAAGUAGUAUUAUGUUGAGCUGCCUUUUUUUUGGUUUUGUUUUGUUUUGUUUUUUGUUUUGUUUUGUUUUGGGUUUUUUUUUUUAAUUUAUUUCUCAUGCACAAGGAAUAGGAGACCUCAGAGUAGUUACGCUAGUGCCACUCACUGCCCCAGGAUGGAAUUGCACAAAGUGCAUUUACGUGGAAGGUGUACACCAAAUGUUUCUGUUCACUUGAUAUUGUUCACUGAAGGCUGGAAUGUGAAUGGAACUGUCAUUUUUUUUCCAUAUAGAAAAGCAGCUUCUGUAAUAUCAAAGUAUCCAAGCAAGAUAAAAAGUGGAGCUGAAGCAAGGAAGCUGGAAGGAGUAGGAGCUAAAAUAGCUGAGAAGAUAGAUGAGUUUUUAUCCACUGGAAAACUACGUAAGCUUGAAAAGAUUCGGCAGGAUGAUACAAGCUCAUCUAUCAAUUUCCUGACCCGAGUUAGUGGUAUAGGCCCUUCUGCAGCUAGGAAGCUUGUGGAUGAAGGGAUAAAGACAUUGGAAGAUCUAAGGAAAAAUGAACACAAGCUGAAUCAUCAUCAACGAAUUGGGCUAAAAUAUUUUGAUGACUUUGAGAAAAGAAUCCCUAGAGAAGAGAUGUUACAGAUGCAGGAAAUAGCAUUGGAAGAGGUAAAGAAACUGGACUCCGAAUAUAUUGCUACAGUCUGUGGCAGUUUCAGGCGAGGUGCAGAAUCAAGUGGGGAUAUGGAUAUUCUCCUGACCCAUCCAAGUUUCACUUCUGAAUCGACCAAACAGCCAAAGCUUUUGCACCAAGUUGUAGAACAAUUGGAAAAAAUCCACUUUGUCACAGACACAUUGUCAAAGGGUGAUACGAAAUUCAUGGGUGUAUGUCAAUUACCAAACAAAGAAGAUGGAACCAAUUAUCCAUACCGGAGAAUUGAUAUCAGGCUGAUCCCCAAGGACCAGUAUUAUUGUGGGGUACUGUACUUCACAGGCAGUGACCUAUUCAAUAAGAACAUGAGAACUCACGCCCUGGAAAUGGGCUUCACAAUCAAUGAGUACACAAUUCGGCCCUUGGGAGUUACUGGAGUUGCUGGGGAACCCCUCCCAGUAGACAGUGAAAAGGACAUUUUUGAUUACAUACAGUGGAAGUAUCGAGAGCCAAAAGAACGGAGUGAAUAAUUUGCUUUCAUAGGUUCACCAGAGUGCUUGCUUUUUUAGUGUUUGAGAAUAAAUCAUUUAAGAGUAGAUGCAUAUUUAUUGCUUGAACAUUACUUCAGAAGGUGUGUAUUACUGAUUCUGUUAAACGAGCUCAAUGGCACUAGAAUAAAAUAUGUUUUAAAUAUUAAAUCACCUAAUAUUGCAACUUGAA